Messenger RNA from Amoebophrya sp. A120, 3359 nucleotides. The record is from the annotation of a GenBank genome assembly. Lineage: Eukaryota; Dinophyceae; Syndiniales; Amoebophryaceae.
AGGGGAUACUAAGUUUUCUUAUGUGCUGUCGUGAAUAUUAUGGUGGUCGAAAUCCAAUCGAAAAUCUAGAUGGGCUUUUUCGCUCUAGUGUACUGUGUACGACGAUUUUUGUGAAAAAAGUUUCCAUUAGACUUUUUCCCCCUCCCCUGUCCUAAGACAAGAGCUAGUAGCCCGCACUGUUACAGUACUAUACCCAAGAGAGACUUAUCCUCCCCCAGAAGUACUAGAUAUUUCACAUCGUUCAUACAGCUUCAUCACCUCCCUCCCCACAACCUCAACAUGCUCGCCGAGGCUCUUUCUUCCGGCGCGCAGACCCGGCGGCGCGUUCUGUCUAUCCAGAGCCACGUGGUUCACGGUUACGUCGGUAACAAAUCCGCGAUCUUCCCCCUCCAGCUCCUCGGCUUUGACGUGGAUCCGAUAAACUCCGUGCAGUUUUCCAACCACACGGGCUACCCGUCUUUUUCCGGGGAUAUUUUGAAACCGGAUCAGCUCUGGUCGUUGUUCGAAAAACUGCCACAGCUCCAAGUCAAGUACUCCCACGUUCUAACCGGCUACAUCGGCAGCAGGCAGUUCUUGGAAACGGUCGGAAAAAUCGUGGCCGAACUCCGGCAAAACGCGCCGGAGCUGAUUUACGUCUGCGACCCGGUUUUGGGCGACAACGGGAAGUUUUACGCGCCGAAAGACUUGGUUUCCGCGUUCCAAGACACCAUUUUACCCCUCGCGACAAUUCUAACCCCGAACCAGUUCGAGUGCGAGCAACUGACGGGGAUGAAGAUCGAGACUUUGCAGGACGCCUGUGCCUGCUGCGACAGGUUGCACGAACUCGGGCCGCCGCACGUGUUCGUCACUUCUCUCGAUAUCUUCGCCGAGUCGGAGGGGGUGAUCACCAUGUUGUAUUCCUCGAAAAGUCCGGUCGUGAUUGAGCAAAAUCUUGAGGAGUCUGAGGGUGACGAAAAUAAAGCAGAAUCCGAGCUGUCCUCUACCGCGGUCAGCCCGGGGAACAAGUACUUGCUGAAACUCCCUUUAUUACAUUUCGCCGCCGCGGCCAGUCCGAGCAGGAAAAGCUCAACGCAUAGCCAUCUUGUUCCGGGGGAACAACAGUCCUCCGGAGUUGUAGCAGAGAAGGAACUAUCAAAUGCAAAAAUGUUUGGGUCAGGAAGAAUGCAAGAUUUGUGAAGCAGUUUUUCCAUGACCCAUGAGGCCUGGAAUGCAGCACCUAGCAUGACAAACCCUGUGAGGUGUUUAUCAUGCCUAUCCUGCAUGAGAAACUCCCUGUCAAACUGGUCAAAAGUGGACAUCUUUUGGUAAUCACGCAACGCAAAUUUUUGCAUGCUUCAGAUUCAGCAUGACAAGUUCCAUGCUUCCAGACCUGGACAUUUUUGCAUUUGAUAGAAACCACCGACCACGGGAACCGGGUUCACCGGCACCGGGGAUCUCUAUUGAGAGGAAAAAUCUCCCCUCCCCAUAUCGAAAAGGUAUCUUUCCGAAAAUUUGCGUUGCUGAUUUGAGGUCACAAAUCACAUUGCUCUUGCAAGAAGACAAGGGCAGAAGCUUCCGCCCCAUUAUGGAAGCGAUUUGUCAUGCUGUUGGGCCUAAAGGUCAGCCGUUUGCAAUGCUGAACAACUAGACCCAUACGCCCCUAUCUAGCCAGGGGAUCUGGCCGCAAUGCCUUCCUGCAAUACAAAUCAGAUUUGUGUAUGCAAAUCCAGCAUCACAGAUUUCCUUUUUGAUAUGGGGAGGGGGGAUUUUCCCUUUUCAUAAUCUCACGGCCGCGCUUCUGCUGGCGCGGACGUUUGAGCAUCCGUGUGAACUCCCGAAAGCGUUGGAGUUGGUCGGCGCCAGCAUGCAGGCGGUGCUCGAGGAGACAGCCAUGCGCGGGCGGCCGCGAAGAUUGAGUGUCUGCUCGUCCUAUCAAAUGCAAAAAUGUCUGGGUCUGGAAGAAUGCAAGACUUGUCAUGCAUAUUUCUCAUGACCCAUGAUGCCUGUAAUGCAUGACCUAGCAUCGCAGACUUUUAGGGGGCUCCCUGAUGCACCUUCCGCAUGAGAAGUGCCCUGUCCGUGUAAGCACAAUUUGUGCCUCUCUUGCUGGUCAUACAGUACAAAUUUUUUUAGAGUCCAAAAACAGCAUGACAAGUUGCAAUCUUCCAGACCCAGACACUUUUGCAGUUGAUACGUCCUCCAACUUUGGCCCGGCGGCGAGGAAAAGUUUCUCCGCGUCGGAAACAGCAAAACUAGAAGCACCUGGUGCACCACCAGCCCCCGCGGCUUCUUCACCCAAGGUGGGGCCUACUUCAGGAGCAGCUCCGCCACCUGUCAGUAAGAAGCUCGUGCCGCCGGAGAUCCGGCUGAUUCAGUCGAAAGCGCAACUGGAAAGACCGACAGUUGUGCACUACUGCAGGCGGAUCGGGCAGAACUUAGGCAUCAAGGCCGUCGCUUUCGACAUGGACGGAACUUUGACGCUCCCACACCAGAUCGAUUUCAAGAAACUUCGGACGAUGAUCGACGCCCCGCGGGAUUCGGACAUCCUUGGCUACGUGAAAAGCAUCGAAAGUGAGGAGAAGCGCAGAACCUUAACCGAAACGAUCGAAGCCGUGGAGUUGGCCGGGAAAUACGAAUUGCAGCCGGGCAUUGUCGAGGUGCUAAAGGAAUUGAAAAAGAAGGGCUACAAGCUCGGACUGAUCACGCGGAACCACUUGGGCGGUGUGGAAGUGUUUUUGAAAGAACUUGAGAAAAAGUGGAACAGCAGCUGCACAGCGGCACUACCUGACAUUCGCGUCGUCGCACCAGCAGGGAGUGGUCUUACCACCACGGGUGGCUACGGCUAUCCCGAAGACGGUGCUGGUUUGGGUCAUCCUGAUGCAGGCUGUGGCAGAACAAGUACUGUCGCGAUCUCCAGCGGCUUAUCGUCCGUGACGUCCUCUGCCGGAGGCGGACCGUCCCCUCCGGAAUCUGCUUGUCCGGUGGAUCCAAGAGAGUCCGCGGACUCCGGGUCGUUCUCCAUACCGACAUCCGCGGCCGGUGCGACGGGGAACGGCCACGCGAAGGAGCACGACAAGAAUGCUGGCGGUGGACCAAACGCAUCACAACAUGACUCAUUUCCUUUCAAGAUCUUCGACGGGAUUCGGACCCGCGACUCCCCGGUCGCCCCAAAGCCUAGCGGGGAGGCGAUCCGCGACCUGUGCGAGAAGGUGUUUGGUUGCGAUCCAGAGGAGGUCCUGAUUGUUGGUGACCACGUGGACGACGUGCGGUGCGGGGAGGACGUCGGGGCUUGGACGUGCGAGAUCUUCGAGGGACCCAUUCCGCAUUGCGGAGCGGAUUUCAAGAUCAGUUCGUUGAGCGGGCUGCUGAGGUUUUUGUGA